This is a messenger RNA of Bursaphelenchus xylophilus (pine wood nematode), 958 nucleotides long. NCBI's taxonomy places the organism in Eukaryota, Metazoa, Nematoda, Chromadorea, Rhabditida, Aphelenchoididae. The record is from the annotation of a GenBank genome assembly.
AUGAGGCUUCUUGUGACUGGUUUCCUCGUUUUGUCGACGGUUUUUGGUGAGUUUACGUAAAUUUUACAAAUAAUUUAUUGAUCGCUUCUAUGAAGUUUGACGGAUAAUAUUUUUUUGAAUUGGCGAUGCCAUACAGUAGUCGUAAUCAUUGCAAAAUAAAUACUUACAGCUGCCUUCCCAUCGUCCGAAGAGAAUAUUAAGCUUGCUGAUCAGGCCGUUAAAGAGUUAAGAGAUCUUAUCGAAGGCAACAGGCAUGAACUUUGGCCAAAUUUGGAGCGUCAUGGAGAAGGCUGGAAGAUCUACGCCAAAGAAAGCAUCUUCCCGGAACUCAAGGAGCAUUUGCUAAUGGCCGAAAUAAUUGUAAAGGCAAACACCACCAAGAUUUCAACCCUGUUGGCGCCUUUCAGAGGAUACCGAAGCAAAUGGGAUGACUUAUAUGAGUUCAAUAGGGUCGUCGAUAGACUCGAUAACAAUGUAAGUGCAGCCAUUUUUGUAACAAUUGUUUUGUUAUACGAACAUAUAUUAUUUCCCCUUGUUGUAAUAUUCUUAUUUUUAGAGCUAUGUUAUCCAUGAGGCCGUGCAUCGAGUCUUUAUUUUGUCUGCUCGUGACGCUGUAAUUGCAUGUAAAGAAGAAGUAAUCGAGGAAAAAAUAAUCAUGGCUUGUCGGAACACGACUCAUGUUAAUGUGCCCGAGAAUGAUGACUAUGUCCGCACUGUGCAGAGGUUGGUCGGGUAUUACUUGCAACCGUAUGAGAAGAAUCCACAAUGGACCAAGGCUAAUGUAAGCAGAUUUAUUACCGCUGUUCCAAACAAAUUUUGGAUUUUUUAGGUCUUGAUUGGACUUGACCUCAACCUCCCCGUCACCUUCUUCUCGAGCCUCGCGGAACGCUUUAAGCCCGGGCAAAUGGUCGAUUUUAUUGGGCGAUUAAAUAAUGCAGCAGAAGAAUACAAUAUAUGA